This is a messenger RNA of Cladophialophora yegresii CBS 114405, 1527 nucleotides long. Its product is annotated as membrane dipeptidase. The record is from RefSeq and is a predicted model, not a curated record. Lineage: Eukaryota; Fungi; Ascomycota; Eurotiomycetes; Chaetothyriales; Herpotrichiellaceae. Gene Ontology annotation, biological process: proteolysis. Bases 1 to 1527 code for a protein of 508 amino acids. The transcript has a single exon. Gene Ontology annotation, molecular function: metallodipeptidase activity.
AUGUCUCCGAAAGAGGUUGAUCCUCUACUGCCCCAGAACGAGCCUGCUCCCGAGAUCCAAGGCCGCGGCUUCUCGAGAUACAGAGGAUACGAAGGUAUCCAGCCCUUGCCAGAGUAUAAAGAACAGCCGAAGCAAUGGGAAGACGUGCGCCAGCUCCAGUCGGGCUACCAAGACGAAGAAGACGAUGAUGAAGACACACAAUCUAUGUCGCUGGAAUCGACAAAGUCGGCCUUGCACAGGAUUAUCGCCUUCUUCUCCAUCGUGGUAACCAUGGGCUUCGUGAUAGCCCUUCUGAGCCCGCGCGUCGCAGAUCAAGAGCCCAUCCCUGUCCCCAAGCGGCCUCAGAGCAUCGAGGAACGAGUGUCGGCCAUCCUCAACCACACCCCGCUGAUAGACGGCCACGUCGACCUCGCGAUCUUCAUCCGCGGCAGGUACGCGAACAAACUGCACACCAAGGAGUUCAAGCAGAAGUUCAAGAACGGGAACAUGGAAGAGAACGUGGAUUUGCCCCGUCUGCGCAAGGGCAUGGUCGGUGGGGCGUUCUGGAGCGCCUUUGUCGUCUGUCCGGAACACGCAAGCGAGGACUUCUCGGACGAGCAGUACGCCACGGCGGUCGCGCACACGCUGUCUCAAAUCGACGUGCUCCGCCGUCUGCAGGCCGAGUAUGCCGGCAACUUUACCUUCGCGACGACAUCGCUCUCCGGGCAGCUGGCGAAUUUCCACGCCUCGAGGAGUCUGAUCUCGCCGAUCAGCAUUGAGGGGCUGCAUCAGCUUCCGCAGUCCGCGCCGCUGUCGACAUUGCGGUUGUACCACGCACUAGGUGUGCGUGCAGCGACGCUCACGUGGAACUGCCACAACGCAUUCGCCGAUGCGGCGUUGAUUUCCACGCGCAACGGCACGCACGUGGCGCCGUACCAUCGUGGCGGGCUGACCUCUGCAGGACGAGAGGUCAUCCGCGAGAUGAACAGACUGGGCAUCCUGGUCGACAUUUCACACACGUCGUACUGGACGCAGAAGGCCGUGUUGAGCAACAACACCUCCGCGGCCCCGGUGAUAUACUCGCACUCGUCGGCGUUCGCGCUGUGUCCGCAUCCGAGAAAUGUCCAUGACGACAUUCUCGAGUUGGUCAAGCAGACGGGGAGUGUGGUCAUGAUCAAUUUUAGCCCCGGGUUUAUUUCGUGCCUGCCGCCACCGGAUGAGACCGUGUUACCCGAGUUCUACGAGAAGAACAACACGUUGCACCAGGUAGCGAGGCACGUCGUGUAUGUGGGCGAGAAGAUUGGGUAUGACUUUGUCGGCCUGGGAAGUGAUUUUGACGGUAUGGGCGAGCUGACACCAAAAGGUUUGGAGGGGGUUGAUAAAUACCCUGACCUGAUUGCUGAGCUGUUGAAGAUGGGUGUCAGUGAUGCCGACGCUGCGAAGGUGGCCGGUGGGAAUCUGAUCAGGGUAUGGGAAAAGGCCGACGCCGUGGCUAGAAAGCUGCAGCGGGAGACUCUGGAGGGAGAAGAUACCGUCUCUGGAUGGUGA